AUGUCAUUCUUCGGAUUUUCGAGGUCUCGGGUAGCAACCUUCAGCAAGUUUACGGCCUCAGUGGCUUUAACCGGCGCAGGAGGGUGGCAGUUAUGGACAAGGCACUGCUAUUUUGAGCCAUUCGGGCCUGAAAACGACCCUAUUUUCCAAAGCGACCACUACAAGCGGCUUAACCCGGAAAACCACCCGUCACUGAAAGACUCGUGCGUGCGAAAGGUGCCACUGUCCCAAAUCCCACCGGAAUUGGUCGAGGAUACGCUCAAGGGAGGUUCUAAGCUUGUCGAAAGAUUCUGUGCUGGCGUAUGGGGUGGUUAUGGGACUAAUGUAACUGACCACUUCGUCGUCAUUGGGAAGAACCCUAAAUCGAUCGUUCUAUGGGGAGCAAAUGCGCCAUCGGAUAAUCCAGGAGUUCGACGGGACAUGGAGAACAUCGCUGAAGUUACCACCAAUAUCGAUGUCGGCCAAGGCGUGGCCGAGUUUAGGCUGAAGAAUAUAUUCUACAAUGGAGUGGAGCGGACAUGUAAAGACUUGUUUCCGCGACCGAUCGUGUGGCUGCAUUUUCAAUACUGCAAACUGUUAGUUGAGGGAGGAGUGAGCUAUUGCAAGGCGUAG
Penicillium canescens is the source of this 612-nucleotide messenger RNA. RefSeq lists its product as uncharacterized. The transcript has 2 exons. Lineage: Eukaryota; Fungi; Ascomycota; Eurotiomycetes; Eurotiales; Aspergillaceae. The coding region runs from base 1 to 612 and encodes 203 amino acids. The record is from RefSeq and is a predicted model, not a curated record.